Messenger RNA from Ascochyta rabiei, 315 nucleotides. Its product is annotated as Histone H2A.Z-specific chaperone. The coding region runs from base 1 to 315 and encodes 104 amino acids. The transcript is spliced from 3 exons. The record is from RefSeq and is a predicted model, not a curated record. Lineage: Eukaryota; Fungi; Ascomycota; Dothideomycetes; Pleosporales; Didymellaceae.
AUGUCUGCCCAGUCCAACGACCAGCAGAUGGAAGGCGUCCAGGACACCAAGGGCAAGGGCAAAGCCCCUCAGCAGAACGUCGUAGAGGAGUCUGAGGAUUCCAGCGAUGAGUCUGCUGGCGAGGAUCAGGCCGCCGAACCCGAGGAGGCCGACGAGGACAACAUGGAGGAGAUUGAGACAUCCAACAUCAUCCAGGGCAGCCGCACGCGCGGAAAGACGAUCGACUUUGCCAAGGCCAACCAGGAGCUUGAGGGCGAGGACGACGAGGACGAGGACGACGACUUUGUCGAUCCGGACGACGAGAUGAAGGACUAA